UUCUUUUUCUUGAAAACUCACUCCGCAUCCAGAUCUGUUCCCUCACUCUCGCUCUCGCUCGCUCGCUCGCUCUCCCGAUCCGCUUCCCUGGAAGGGACCUUUCAUCUGCAUUUUCUUGGACUGCCUUUCCUUUUUCGGGUUCAUCUUCUUUGCAAUUUGAACCCUCUGAUUCGUGUAGGAUGUAGGUUUCUUCAAGUUCAAUAUGACUGUUUGAUCCACCGUGCAUGGUUUGGACCUGGUGGGAAGCAAUGGCGAGAAGGGUUCCGAUGAGGGUCUGGCUGUGUUUCCCAAAAUCGAUGGGUCUCCUCGUGGGUGGGAAUCACACCUCCUCCAGGUUUUGCACCCGCUAAAUUCUGCUUCUCUUGAUUAGCCUUGGCUUCAAUCUCUCUCUCUCUGUUGGAAUUUCUCAAAUUGAUCAUCUGAAACUUGAUCGGAAAGAUCUGAACUUUGCACGAAUUGGGUCCGCGCUUGAACUGAUCGAAUCUUGAUAAGAGAUGGAUUACAAGGCAUUGAAAUGCCAGAUCCUUCAUGGGUAUAUCGCGAGGCGCGUGCUUCGUCGCACGCUUAUGAUAGCCACCGCUAUUUCUCUGUUCCCUUUGCUGCAUGUGCUGUCCGGUGGGAACCCAGCAUUUUUCGCUCCGGCGAAUUCCGAGAAUUGCGCCGCCGACUCCGGUAACUUGGGCCAAUUGAUGCUUUCUGGCGUGUCUUUCUUUCCCACCUGGAUGUUGGUACCGAUACGGGGUUCGUUCGAAUCCUUUGAAUGCAAAGAGGAUGUGAAUUUGACUGUUAAUGUGGUUGGAGAGCUAAUGAGCAAACACUUGUUGGAUUAUAGCGCGAAGGUUCUCUGUGCCGGAGAAGGAUCGUCUGCCUGCGUUUAUGCGCUCCACGAAUUGGGGUUCGCUAAUGCUUGCGGGGUGUACGGACACCCCUUCUUUUCUCUGAAACACAAGCAUUUAAUUUAUGAGCUGAGCUACGACGAUAAUUCCUUCGACUUCAUAUUCUCUAGGGACCUUGAUAAGGUGUCGGUCCCUGCAUUGCUUGUGCUUGAGAUUGAGCGUGUGCUUAAGCCUGGUGGGAUUGGGGCUAUGCUUGUCGGUGUAAGCGGUUCCAACCCGAACAGCCUCAUUAGGUCAGCAAUGCCGGUUUCUUCGCUGUUGAAAGCUUCCAGCGUCGUUCAUGUGGGUUUCAUGAAUGAUUUCAGUCUUGGUGUGAUGAAUGACUUCACUCUGGUGGUUUUCAAGAAGAGGGUUGAAAAUGUGGGUUUCUUCGGGCAAUAUAGACUUCCAGACAACUGCCCAUCGAUUACUAAGAACAAACCCUUUAUCAAUCUCAUGGAGCCUCUUGUAGAGGAAAAGCCAAUGGAAUUAGAGCCAAAAGAUGCCUAUUUACCAAAAUUUGUAGAUGUUUCCUUAGCGAAGCGAAUGGUCUAUAUUGUUAUCGGAGCAGGGGAGCAUCUGAAUUCUGCACAUGUGAAUUGGUUCCUGCCGUCUUAUCCAGUGGACAUCCGAGCCUUUAACAUUUAUUUCGUCGACCACAACACCUCAGUACUUUCCUCUUAUGUCAAAAAGCCAGGGAUAAACUUUGUUUAUCUGCCAGGGCUGGUGGGAGACAAGGGCACAGCUAAUCUGGAACAUGAUCCUGAGUUUGAUCCUUAUAUCGGAAGUGAAGGGUUUGACAUUCUUGCUUGGUUCAAUGAAACAGUGAAGCAUGCAGACUUUGUGGUUAUGAAGAUGAAUACAGGGGAGUUAGAACUGAAAUUCCUGGUGGAGUUAUUCGAGAGUGGAGCCAUAUGCUCAGUUAAUGAGCUCUUCCUCCAUUGCUCGGACCCUUUGCAAGGCAUUGGAGAAAUCAAGGGGGGAUGCAUGGAUCUGUUCAAGGGCCUGAGAAGCACUGGUGUGUUUGUUCAUCAGUGGUGGGGAAGUUAGACUCUAUUCCAAGUUCGUGGUCUUAAUGUUUUCAGGUUGUGUCGUUUGCUUUGUCCGUUGCUUGCUACAUACUUCCGAGGGAUUACUCCUCCCGUGUACAGAUGAGCCCCGUAGAUGGAGUUCACAUAGCAUGGGAGAUGAAUGCCCUGAGGAGUACUGAAUAAUUUUCAUGUGUCCUAGGAAGCUCUGCUUCCCUGUGUGUUUCGAAUUUCUGAGUCGUGGUCUAGUCCUUUCCGCUUUGAUGUGCGGGGAAAAAUGUAUGUUGCUUCUUGGUUGUGCUCUAGCACCACAUGACAUGAGCAACCAUUUCUUCUCCGUCUUAUGAAUAAGAAACUUGUCUUUAUGUA
Eucalyptus grandis is the source of this 2272-nucleotide messenger RNA. RefSeq lists its product as uncharacterized. The transcript has a single exon. Lineage: Eukaryota; Viridiplantae; Streptophyta; Magnoliopsida; Myrtales; Myrtaceae. The record is from RefSeq and is a predicted model, not a curated record. Gene Ontology annotation, molecular function: S-adenosylmethionine-dependent methyltransferase activity. Bases 495 to 1925 code for a protein of 476 amino acids.